Messenger RNA from Striga asiatica, 2790 nucleotides. NCBI's taxonomy places the organism in Eukaryota, Viridiplantae, Streptophyta, Magnoliopsida, Lamiales, Orobanchaceae. The record is from the annotation of a GenBank genome assembly.
AUGGGCUGCACCGUCCGAGAGAAACACAUCCGAACAAAUCGGAGGACCCGAUCGGUAAAACCCGAACCCGAUCAUUCCGCCUCCGCUAACACCAACGGCAAUGUCGAUAAAUCAUCCAGCGGCAAAACCUGUCUGAAACCUAAAGGUUACCAGAUGGGCCUCCAAGCCCUGUCCCAGAGCCCGAUGACGGGCCCGAGCUCCACAUUCGAAGAUAACGGGUGGGGUUACUGCACCGAAGAGCAGCUGGAGGAAAUUUUGCUUAAGAAUUUGGAGUAUCUCUAUAACGAUGCCAUUAACAAGCUGGUGGCAUUGGGCUACGAUGAGGAGGUGGCAUUGAGGGCGAUUUUGAGGAAUGGGCACUGUUAUGGUGGGAUGGACGUCCUCACAAACAUCUUGCACAACUCCUUGGCCUAUCUCAACAGUGGCAGCACCACUGGAGCCGACGAUGAGCCCGAGCCCUCGUUUGCUGACCUAAGGCAGCUGGAGGAAUACUCACUUGCCAGCAUGGUUUGUUUAUUGCAGCAGGUGAAGCCCCACCUGAGUAAAGGGGACGCCAUGUGGUGCUUGCUGAUGAGCGACCUCCAUGUUGGCCGCGCUAGCGUGAUGGAAAUUCCGGUAUUGCCCUCCCCCGGUGGAAGCACAGGCGGUGGUGAGGGAGCACCAACAGGUGGCGGCGGGCCCCAUGAGGUAGUUGUUGGCAGUGGGGGCCCAGUUGGGGUGGCCCCUGCCUUGUGCAGGUUUCAUGGCGGCUGGGGGUUUGGAAAUGGCGGCACAUCCGAGUAUCCUGCAAAUGGGAUGAGCGGAUUCUUAUCGUAUGCAUCCGAAAUGGCCCUUCAGAGGGAGAUUGAGUGCCCGAAGAGGUUCAACCUCAGCCCAUCCAUGAAGAGUCUGCUCAAGAGGAACGUGGCCAUGUUUGCUGCGGGUUUCCGAGCAAAUGCGAAGCAGUUUCACGGCCAGUCACAGGCCUGCAUGAGCUCCUUGUCCGGCGGGAGCUCAUCCGGGCCCCUGCCAGCUGGCGAGGAGUCCCAGCACUCGAAAAAUCAGGAAGUGGUGAACUCUGUCAUGAGCAAAUUCCGGGACCUGAACCUAGACGAGGCCACAGAGCACGUGGCCCUGGACCAGAAAGACGAAAUGAUCCUGAGCCUGGUCCACCAGAUCAAGGACCUGGAGAAGCAGGUGAAAGAGCGCAAGGAGUGGGCCCACCAGAAGGCCAUGCAGGCCGCCCGGAAGCUGAGCCACGACUUGACUGAGCUAAAGAUGCUGAGGAUGGAGAGGGAGGAGACUCAGCGGCUGAAGAAGGGGAAGCAGACGCUGGAGGAAACUACCAUGAAGAGGCUGGGUGACAUGGAAGGUGCCCUCAGGAUGGCCAGUGGUCAGGUGGACCGUGCGAAUGCUGCUGUUAGGAAGCUUGAGACGGAGAAUGCGGAGAUUAGGGCGGAGAUGGAGGCGUCGAAAUUGAGCGCAUCCGAGUCGGUCACGACGUGUUUGGAGGUGGCCAAGAGGGAGAAGAAAUGUCUCAAGAAGCUGCUGGCAUGGGAAAAGCAGAAAGCCAAGGUGCAGGAGGAGAUUGCAGCCGAGAAGCGGAGGAUCACGGAGCUAGAGCGUGAGCUGGCUCAGGUGGAGGAAGACACCAAGGAAGCUGAGGUAAUGUUGUUGUUGCCGGAGAAAGUUGUAUUGGUUUCGGAUAUAAUGCUACUUUUGGUGAAUUGUGGUGAUGUGGCUGUGGUGGGAAUACUUGUGGCAUGUUCUGGACAAAUAUGGAGCAGUAUUUGUGAACAAAUCUGGGGCAAGUUGCACACAUGCACAAUUGUGCCCGUCGUACAUUCUACUGAAAUUGCAUAUUUGCUCUCUUUUCUUGGAAUAAUAGCCGGUUUAUCAGAGGGCUCACAGGGUUGGGGAUACCACUUUAGGGUUAAGGCCAAGUGGAGACAGGAGCAAAAGGCCAGAGAACUAGCACUCGCGCAAGUAGAAGAAGAAAAGCGCCUCAAAGAAGUCUCGGAAGCCAACAACAAGAGGAAACUGGAGGCUCUCCGCCUCAAAAUCGAGAUCGACUUCCAAAGACACAAAGACGACCUCCAACGUCUCGAACAAGAGUACGCCCGUCUCAAGGAAUCUGCUCAAUCUGAGGUCGAGAAUCAAUCGAUCAACAACUCUUGGACAGAGAAUGUGAAACCCGCGAAAGGUGGUGAAACCAUAGCUAGGCUUCUGCACGAGCUUGACCAGACCCAAGAAGAAAAGUCGUCCAGCUGUGAUCGUGAUUGCAUGAUCUGCAUGAAAGAUGAGGUCUCGGUUGUUUUCCUUCCUUGUGCUCAUCAGGUCAUAUGUGCCAGCUGUAACGAAGGCUAUGGCAAGAGAGGGAACAAAGCUGCUUGUCCAUAUUGCAGGGUCCCGAUUGAACAGCGGAUUAGGGUUUAUGGAGCUAGCUCGUGAUCUGGAAAGAAGUGCGCUUUCCUUCUUGCCCUGAUUUUGUGUAUAAAUAAAUAUUUUACCGGCGAACCACCUGCUUGUUGCUCUACAUAAUAUUUACUUUUUAUUGCCCCACAUAUACUUUAAUUUAAGGAUGUUUUUGUUUAUGGGGGGCUAUAUAAACUGUUAUGAGCUUUGGAAUAAGCAGAAUAUAGAUACAUGUUUUGCGACUUUGUACGCGGGUGUUGACUGUUUAUGGCUUUAUGCGCUAUUUGGGAGUUGAAUAUCAGUUUUGAUUAUUUGUUUUUUUGUUGAUGAUAUCAUGUGACCAUAGUUCUCAGGACUUGGAAAUGUUUUUCUGUAUUUGAAGCGAUGUUGCUGCUG